AUGUAUGUUAAUUUAAACAGAAAUAUAAAAAAAAUAUGGAAUGUGAAGAACAUUUUUUUGAAAAAAGAAAAUAUUUUAGAAAAAAAAUUACUAUAUUCUGUAUAUCCCGAUAACUCAUUAAAUACUAAGAGUUACUCACUCAAUAAUUGUUUUUAUUUUUUGAAUGAAUCUUUUAUAAAUUUUUCUUAUAAAAAGGAUGAUAAAAAUGUAUACGAAAUGAGAAGGGAUAGAGGAGGGACAGUAAGGAAGAAGUUAAAUAGAGAAAAAAAGAAAACACAAAAAAAACAAAAAAAAGAUAGCAUAGAUAUUCAUAAAUAA
Messenger RNA from Plasmodium relictum, 318 nucleotides. Its product is annotated as conserved Plasmodium protein, unknown function. Lineage: Eukaryota; Apicomplexa; Aconoidasida; Haemosporida; Plasmodiidae. The transcript has a single exon. The coding region runs from base 1 to 318 and encodes 105 amino acids. The record is from RefSeq and is a predicted model, not a curated record.